Molecule: messenger RNA, 621 nt
Organism: Alnus glutinosa
Lineage: Eukaryota; Viridiplantae; Streptophyta; Magnoliopsida; Fagales; Betulaceae
Product: secreted RxLR effector protein 161-like
Exons: 4
Coding region: 1-621 (206 amino acids)
Source: RefSeq, a predicted model, not a curated record
AUGGCGUGUAAGCUUAAAAGGUCCAUUUAUGGGCUUAAACAAGCUUCAAGUGGGAGCAGAUAUAAUUUUCUUGUGCUCUAUGUGGAUGAUAUAUUGCUUGCAGCAAAUGAUAAUGGGCUCAUGUUUGAAACUAAGGAUAUGUUGUCUUUCCAUUUUGAUAUGAAAGACCUUGGUGAGGCCUCUUAUUCAUGCUUUCCUGGGAAGGCACCAAUUGUGAAAGGUGAUGUAUUUUUAAAGUCUCAAUGUCCUUAUAAUGAUAAUGAAAGAACUCAGAUGCAAGCAGUUCCAUAUGCAUCAGUUGAGGGUGUACUUGGGAGAUACUUGAGUGAUCUAGGUUUAAGUCACUGGACAGCUGCAAAGAAAGUAUUGAGAUAUUUGAAGGGCACUAAAGAUUUUAUCCUGACAUAUCGACGAUCCAAUAUUCUUGAUGUAGUUGGAUAUUCCGAUGCAGACUUUGCAAGUUGUUCAGAUGAUAGGAGAUCCACUUCUAGAUAUAUUUUUAUGAUGGCAGAAGGAGCUGUUUCAUGGAAAAGUGUUAAACAAACGCUUACAACUUCCUCAACUAUGGAGGCAGAGUAUAUAGCUUAUUACCAAGCUACAUGUCAGGCUAUAUGGCUGUGA